GUCUUCUUUUUUUAGUUUUUGUUUACAAAUUUAGCAAUAAAAUUAAUUAAGUACAGAACCUUAUAUAUACAAUAGUCACCCCACAUUGGUCAUCAAUCAUUCAUCAAGCAUCACCCUCCAUUUGCAUGGCAUAAGGAGGCUUGAUAACUAGCUAGAUUGCUUGCUUUCCUUUGCUUUGCUUUCUCCAAGUCCUCAUUAGCAUCACCAUUCUUACACGACUGUAACUAGCUAGCUUUUGCAGGAUAUGGCUCAGGAGAAGAAGGCAACAAAUGGAGUGGAGUGGAGGAUAAACAUAGCAGAUGGGUCUUCAAAGAUCUUGGUCCAGGAAGAAGGGCUUGUAACUAGAGCUUGGCUUGGUCUAAAGUAUUUGAUCUUGAAAGUUUGGUCAUUCUUCAAGAAAGCAAGGGAUGUUGGGGUAAAUGAUCCAAGAAAAGUAGUUCAUUGUCUAAAAGUAGGAACGGCACUCGCUGUUGUCUCAAUCUUUUACUUCAUGAGACCUUUAUAUGAAGGUGUUGGAGGGAAUGCUAUGUGGGCUAUAAUGACUGUUGUGGUAGUCUUUGAAAAUACUGUAGGUGCAACAAUUUGUAAGAGUUUGAAUAGGGUGUGUGGAACUACUCUUGCUGGAAUGCUUGCCUUUAGCGUCCAUUGGGUGGCCACUAAAUCAGGAGAGAGAUUUGAGCCGUUUAUUAUUGGAGCCUCAGUUUUCAUACUAGCAUCUGCAGCAACCUUCUCUAGAUUUAUUCCAUCAGUGAAACAGAGAUUUGAUUAUGGUGUCGUGAUCUUCAUCCUCACUUUCAGCCUGGUUGCUGUCUCUGGUUAUAGAGUUGACAAAUUGUUUGCAUUGGCUCAUGAAAGAUUAGCUACUAUUAUCAUCGGCAUUUCUUUAUGCAUCUUUGUAAGCAUGAUUAUCUGCCCCAUUUGGGCUGGUCGAGAGCUAUACACUCUAAUCACUACCAACAUGGACAAACUUGCCAAUUCCUUGGAUGGUUGUGUAGAUGAAUAUUUCAAUCAAAAUGAGAGCGACAAAACAUCUGAUAAAAAAUCACUUGGUUACAAGUGUGUUUUGAGCUCAAAGGCCAGUGAAGAGUCCCUGGCCAAUUUCGCUAGAUGGGAACCUGCUCAUGGCAGUUUUGGCUUCAAACAUCCAUGGAAACAGUACCCAAAGAUCGGUGCAUCCAUGCGCAACUGUGCUUAUUGCAUUGAGGCUCUUACUAGCUGCACUGGUUCAGAAAAUCAGGCUCCUGAGUUCUUGCAAAAGCAACUAAGCAAUGUAUGCCUGAGAGUGAGCUCCAUUUCCUCAAAUGUUAUAAGAGAGCUAUCAGAAACUGUCAAGACGAUGAAAAGAUCAUCAGUUAUAGACUCCUUGGUUGAAGAUAUGGGCAGUGCAGUUGAAGAACUACAAGAUACCGUAAGAUCUCUAUCUAAUUCAUUCAAUCCGCCAAUCGAGAAUACAGACACAAACUCUGCUCCAACAGAAACAGACAUGGCAAUCCCUCUUGUACAAGUUAUUCCAUUAGUAACUUUUGCUUCUUUGCUAAUAGAAAUUGCUACAAGAAUCAAAGGCGUUGUUAAGGCAGUUAAAGAACUAGCAGAUUUAGCUGAAUUCAAGGUGGAUGUUGAGGACAAGUGCAAAGAGAACCAACCCAACAGCGGACUUGCACAAGAUCAACUUAAAGAUGAGGAAACUAUGAAGACUCUUCAAAGGGUUUGAGUUCCUAUACUUCUUGGCUUAGCACAGGAAUAACACACCAUAACCUGCUGUGCGCUUGAAAUUUACAACUGGAAGGAGUAAUAUUGAAAUCUCACCCAAGUUGGAUAUAAUGACCUUUAUCUAUUGUAUAGCCUUGGUCUUAAGUAGAAUUCCUGAUGGACUGAACAGAAUUUAUCAGAUCAGACAAAGGUUGAAUACAUGUAUGUAACAAUCCAUAGAAUCAAAAUAAAUUUUUUUGAGAAAAUUACUAAAA
Messenger RNA from Ricinus communis (castor bean), 1964 nucleotides. RefSeq names its product aluminum-activated malate transporter 10. The transcript is spliced from 6 exons. Bases 245 to 1711 code for a protein of 488 amino acids. The record is from RefSeq and is a predicted model, not a curated record. Gene Ontology annotation, biological process: malate transport. Gene Ontology annotation, cellular component: plant-type vacuole membrane. NCBI's taxonomy places the organism in Eukaryota, Viridiplantae, Streptophyta, Magnoliopsida, Malpighiales, Euphorbiaceae.